Messenger RNA from Thunnus maccoyii (southern bluefin tuna), 676 nucleotides. RefSeq names its product microfibril-associated glycoprotein 4-like. The transcript is spliced from 4 exons. Gene Ontology annotation, biological process: elastic fiber assembly. The record is from RefSeq and is a predicted model, not a curated record. Lineage: Eukaryota; Metazoa; Chordata; Actinopteri; Scombriformes; Scombridae. The coding region runs from base 25 to 573 and encodes 182 amino acids.
GUUUGUGUGUAGGUGUACUGUGACAUGGACUCAGACGAAGGACGUUGGAUGGUGUUCCAGAGGAGGAUGGACGGCUCGGUGAACUUCUACAGGCCCUGGGAUCACUACAAGGAGGGCUUUGGUAUCGCUGCUGGAGAGUACUGGCUCGGUCUUGAGAGUCUCUUCCAUCUGACUCUGAGGAAAAAGUACGAGGUGCUGGUCGACAUGGAGGACUUCAGUGGAAACAAAGCGUUUGCUCGUUACUCCUCGUUCUCCAUCGAUCCAGAGUCCUAUGGAUACAGACUGCAUGUGUCUGGAUUCACUGAUGGAGGAGCAGGAGACGCCCUGAGUGAUCACAACGGACAGAAGUUCUCCACCUUCGACAAAGACCAGGACUCCUGGACAGGAGGGAACUGUGCCAGAAAAUACCUGGGGGCGUUCUGGUACAACAGCUGUCACUAUGCAAACCCCAACGGGGUUUAUCGCUGGGGGGCUGAUGACACUAUCUCUGCUGUAGGAGUGGAGUGGUACCACUGGAAGGGCUGGCACUACUCCCUGAAGACCAUCAGCAUGAAGAUUCGUCCUGUGCAGUAAUUCUCCAGAACGAACAAACAGCAGAAUAUCUGUUGAUCUCUUUCUUUCUCUCUGAUCUAGUCUGUAAUUUCAUAUAUACUUCAAAUAAAUAUUUCCAGCAUCA